AUGGCGCACAACGCAGCCGCGGCGACGCCGCAGAAGCGCAAGUACACGGAGACCGAGGAGGAGGAGACGGCCGGCUUGUGCGCCAACGGAUGCGGCUUCUUCGGCGCCGCCGCCACCGGCAACUUGUGCUCCAAGUGCUACCGCGACCACGUCUUCGCCGCCGGCGUUGACACCAUGGCCACGGCGAGCGUCUUCAUCGACCCUGAUCGUUCGACCGCGCUUCCUCCGGCGAAGAAGGCCAGGAUGACCGUCGCCGUCCCGUCCUCUGAAUCUGAUGGUGCGGCCGCCUGCUCCGCCGCUGCCGCCGUGGCAGCUGACCCCGCCGUGACGCCCGUGAAGCAGCCGGCGGUGGCGGCUAACCGGUGCGCGGCGUGCCGCAAGAAGGUUGGGCUGCUGGGGUUCCGAUGCCGCUGCGAGGGCACCUUCUGCAGCGUGCACCGCCACUCGGAGAAGCACGACUGUGGGUUCGACUUCAAGGCCGCCGGCCAGGAGCAAAUAGCCAAGCACAACCCCGUCGUGGUUGCGGACAAGAUGAGCGGAAGGAUUUGACGCCCACAAGACGGUGAACCGAUCAAGCAGUAGUCAUGGCGUCUUCGAGGAUACAGUCGACCAAUCUUCUUUGUAUUUGCUAGGUUUUGGAACGUGUAAAUAUUAGUUAAGGUUUUGGAGAUAUCGGAAUUUUGUACUAUUAGCCACUGUGUUUGAUUAAUUGGAGAG
Messenger RNA from Hordeum vulgare subsp. vulgare (domesticated barley), 717 nucleotides. RefSeq names its product zinc finger A20 and AN1 domain-containing stress-associated protein 7-like. Gene Ontology annotation, molecular function: DNA binding; zinc ion binding. The record is from RefSeq and is a predicted model, not a curated record. Bases 1 to 549 code for a protein of 182 amino acids. The transcript has a single exon. Lineage: Eukaryota; Viridiplantae; Streptophyta; Magnoliopsida; Poales; Poaceae.